Zingiber officinale is the source of this 731-nucleotide messenger RNA. RefSeq names its product organelle RRM domain-containing protein 2, mitochondrial-like. The transcript is spliced from 3 exons. The coding region runs from base 30 to 554 and encodes 174 amino acids. Lineage: Eukaryota; Viridiplantae; Streptophyta; Magnoliopsida; Zingiberales; Zingiberaceae. The record is from RefSeq and is a predicted model, not a curated record. Gene Ontology annotation, molecular function: RNA binding.
UUUAGGGUUUUAGCAAUUUCUCCGAACGAAUGGCUCUCUCUACCUUGCUUGCUUUCCGCCGCCUGCUCAGGGCUGCUGCUUCUCCCUCCUCUUCCUCCUCCUCCUCGCUGCCUCGGCGGAGCUUGUCGCCGUUCGCUGCCUACUGCUCUUCGUCGUCUUCCUCCUCCUCCCCCACUCCGCCCAUCUUUCCCUUCGAUGACACCCCCGCCGACCUUCCUCCCCUCACCACGUCUAAUCUGUUUGUCAGCGGACUUUCAAGGUUAACCACUAAUGACAAGCUUCAAGAAGCAUUCUCUCCCUUUGGCCAGCUGCUUGAAGCGAAAGUCAUUACCGAUAGAAUCUCAGGAAGGUCCAAGGGGUUUGGUUUCGUUAAAUACGCAACCAUAGAAGAGGCAGAGAAGGCGCGCGCCGGGAUGAACGCGAAGUUUCUCGAUGGAUGGGUUAUCUUCGUGGAUCCUGCAAAACCAAGAGAGCCAAGAUCAUACAACCCUCCACAGUCUCAAACUUCUGAAGAUGGUAUCAGAACUAACAAAACUAUUGGUUGGUGUGGUUGAUCAUUUAUACACCCCAUUCGUCAUACCCUUUAUUUCAACGAUUGAAAUAAUUUGAACGAUACAAUCUGUGAGGGAGUCAUUCUCAUUGCCUGUUAACAAUCACAACGAUAUUGAAUUAAGACUUCUAUAUCGAACCGUGCAUUUCAAUGUGCCAUCUAUUUCUUUCUCGAGUUUUAA